AUGGACACCAUGGACAUGGUAUGGAUAUCGGUUUGUUAUCUAAUUGAAUAUGAGCAGACAGUUGAAGGUGGAUGGAAAUGGAAGUAUUCUGGAAAUGGCAAAGGGAAAACAAUACCUAUUCUUGUUGCAAAAACAAUUUUUUACAUGGAACUAUAUGAUAAAGUUAAGGAGGUAUUGAAUAUCGAUACGAGUCUAUACAAAAUGGAGAUUUCAGCUCUUGUCCAGAUAAUGUCUAAAACUCUAGCUGCACCAAUCAUAAUUGAUUGUGACAACAACUUAAAGUGGUUUAUAUCUGCCUGUACAGAAACUUUUCUUUGUGUAAGUCUUUUAAAUGAAGUUGUUGAGAAUCAGGAAGAUUUUGGUGAUGAAGGAUGUUUAUUAGUAAUAGAUGGUGGAGAACAAAUUGGAAAUAUGAACAACGAGGAGGAACAAGAUCGAGCAGACAAUGAUGGUAAUGAUGACAAUGGUGAUGGAAUAUUUGUAGAUUGUAAUGGUUUUGACGUAAGUGAACAUAGUCCCCGAAGAGUAGAUGACGAAGUUAAUUCUCCUGUGGUAGAUGACAAUAAUUUUGAGUUACGCACGCAUGAACCUUGCAGUAGGGAUAUAGUGAAUGGUAAUGAUGUUGAAUGUACUCAAAUUGUAUCUGAAAGUGUAAGUUCGCUCUGUUACGAGACAUCAGUAAAAAUUCUGGAACGAUUAGAUGUGCGAGUCAACCAGUUGUUUCCAUCGAAAUAUGACCUAAUAUCAAAAUUACAGUUGCUAGCUGUGAAGUGCCAGUUUGAGUACAAAGUUAAGAAGUCAAAUAAGAGCACUUAUACAAUUGUUUGUAUUGAUGAAAAUUACAAGUGCCGCUUACGGGCAACCGAGAUCGUAGAAAGUCCCAUUUUCGAAGUUCGAAAGUACAAUGGUCAUCAUUCUUGCUCCAUGAGUGUUCGUCACAAAGAUUAUAGGCAUGCUUCAUAUAUGAUUAUUGGAAACCACAUCGCUCCUAAGUAUGAAGAUGUCAACCGAGUUUACAGACCAAGGGACAUUGUUAAUGACAUUCGUCGAGAGUUCGGCAUAACCGUAAGCUAUACUAAAGCGUACAUGGCUAAAAAUUUUGCUUGUGGACUAAUUCGUGGAAAACCCCGUGAGAGUUAUGCGAAAUUGCCAGCGUAUUGUCAUGUUUUGGAGAUGCAAAAUUCUGGUACACUAACAUUCAUUCAUACUAAUGAUGAUCGGCACUUCAAGUACCUUUUUAUGGCAUUGGGACCAAGUAUACAUGGGUUCGUAAACUCAAUGCAAAAGGUAAUUUCUAUAGACGGUGCAUUCUUGACAUCGAGAAUGAAAGGUGAUACGGAUGACCUUGUGAUUAUAUCUGACCGUGCAACGUGCAUCAAAAAUGGAGUUAGAAAUGUGUUUCGAUUUGCUCAUCAUGGUAAUUGUACAUAUCACUUGCAAAAGAACUUGGAGACAAAUUUUCCACGGUGUGAUAUUGCAACUUUGUUUAGGGCAACAUCAGAGGCUUAUACUGUAACCGAAUUUGAGUCCUACAUGAUAGCUCUAUGCAGUAAAAAGGAGGGCAUCAAAGAGUACCUUUUAGAAGAAGAUUUUCAAUGUUGGGCUAGAGUGCAUUUUACCGGGAUACGUUACAAUAGCAUGACUACAAAUAAUGCAGAAUCUAUAAAUGGUUUGUUGAAGAGUGAUUGA
Molecule: messenger RNA, 1689 nt
Organism: Olea europaea var. sylvestris
Lineage: Eukaryota; Viridiplantae; Streptophyta; Magnoliopsida; Lamiales; Oleaceae
Exons: 2
Coding region: 1-1689 (562 amino acids)
Source: RefSeq, a predicted model, not a curated record